Linum tenue is the source of this 656-nucleotide messenger RNA. NCBI's taxonomy places the organism in Eukaryota, Viridiplantae, Streptophyta, Magnoliopsida, Malpighiales, Linaceae. The record is from the annotation of a GenBank genome assembly.
GAGUAAGUAAAAAAGUUUGUUCUUGCUUCAGUAUUGUUCGAAGGGAAGAGAGACUAGAGAAGAGAGAGAGAGAGGGAGAGCCCUUUUAUCUUUCAUUUUCGCAGCGAGCGAGAUCAACAAUGAUGUCUUGGACGCGGGUUUGGAAGGGGAUUCUGAUAGAUCUUGUGAAGAUGGCUGUCUACUGUGGCGCGCUCUUGCUCGCUAGCGAAGGCCACCGCCGCUAUUCCUUUGCCUAUGGUCUCCUCCUCACCACUGUCGUAAUGAUCUCCGCCCAAGCGACCAAUCACUACUUGCAGGGACUCAAAGGGAAGUGGCAGGGCCCUCCUCAGCCUCUGCCGCCGGCGAAAGACGCUACUGCGGAGCCAGCUACCAAGUACUGAUUAGCUAGUCGUGUCCCGCCGUCUCCUUCGUUGUAGUAGCGAACAGCUUAAUCAAAAUUAGUAGAAGUAGCUUGUGUUGACUGUUGUUAAGAAAACUCCGACUCGUUCUCAGUUCUUAGAUCCCUCCUUAGUUGGCUAUUAAUGUUUACCUAUGUGGGUUCUUAAUCUGUUGAUGGGGUUGCAUCCAUGAACUCAGUAAUGUAAUGGCUGCCUAGCUAGCUUGUCCUCUUUGUUAUGUGGGUAAUCCUCUCCAGUUAGAUGCGUUGAUGAAAUGGC